Durusdinium trenchii is the source of this 1132-nucleotide messenger RNA. The record is from the annotation of a GenBank genome assembly. NCBI's taxonomy places the organism in Eukaryota, Dinophyceae, Suessiales, Symbiodiniaceae.
GUGGGGGUCAGCUCAGGUCUUUUUGAUCCAAUGGAUACAUGAACAACAACGGACCCGUAGCAGCUAAUUCAACGAGUUCAGAAGGACUCAUUGAGAAGAGUCAACGGGUUGAUGAUGUUCACUAGCACACGCGGUUGGUGAUGUUCAAUUCCUAAUGCCAAUCAGCCAAUCAGCAACAUUGGAAUGUGCUGAAUAAAGAAGUCCAGAAUCAUGAGUGCUGAAAUCGGACCACGUCAACGAGAGUGCAAAAUAGCAUCAAAUAGCCUGGCCUGUGUGCCUCAUCAAUGAAGUCUGGCAGCCACCCGCCUGACCUUUUUCUUCAGCUGGCCGCCCGCGGCCGCGCCUGGGCGGACCCCGUCGCCGGGGUUUGUCCUCAGGUUUGGACCAAGUGGAGUGAGCUUCUGGUGACCUGAGCUAUUCAUCGGCUUUUUCGUCGGAUUUUUCUUCGGAAUGCAAGUGCGACGUUUUCUGAGUGAUGUCAGAAGCCCACAUGGUUGGCUGUGGUGUGGGUGUUUCCUGCUCAAGGUAUUUGGCUUUCCUGACCAUUGGAGUGGCUGCCACUGGCUUUGACAAGACGACAUUUCCGGUGAUCGGCUACGCCAUUGGAGGUUUCUUGUUCUCCAGUUCCGUGGUGUUCUUCCUGGCAGAGUUCCUUUCUCUGGGGCAGCUACCAACAUCAUGGAUCGAUUCCGCUGAUGCCUUUCUGAAUGGAGACCAUCCUGAGCAGAUUCUGGGAGAGGCGUUCAUUGUACUCAGAGUUGCUGGAUUCUUUCUGUGGCUGGCAACGGUGCUCUUCGGGCAGAGGUGCUCCGUGUGGUCGAGGGCGUUCUACACCGAGAAGCUGGGACAGCCUGCUGGACCGCUCAGGCAGCCAUUGCUUGAAGGAAAUGAAGCGUAGCUGCCGCCCCGUCAAGAGUCAAGACUGGAUUGCUUGGAGUUGUCCAAAAAGUGUGUGCGCCUUUGCAGUGGUACAGCAAUGGAACAAAUGUGAAUAGGCUGAUGGAUCAUGAAUCCUUAAGAAAGUGGAAAGCCAAAAGGAUCAUUUAAUGAAGCUCGCAACAAUGACGGAAAAUGACUUGGUCCACCGUACUCAGUGAGAUGCGGUGGACUCUGAGCGUUUGACCUCUUGCUG